GUUGGGAAACACUGACCUAGACACAAGCCAUUCAUUAUUCAGUGCCUGUCACUAGACGUCCUACUCCUUUACAUUUACACCUAUAAUAAAUAUAUCGCCACUUGUGUCCAGCUGCACAGCUCUGCCCUGAGGUAACAGGAGACCUCACUGUGUGCUCUCCAGCCAAUGGCGGUAUGGACUGAUAAAACCUUUCAUACUACACAGAUAGAAAUAAGCGAGGCGCCAUCUUUCCGUAGACCAAAAAGGGACAUAGCACUAGCACACUCCGCUCCCUCUAGCCUUCGUAUCCUGAGUCAGAAGCGACGUCACUUUGAAUCUUUCCCGCCCCGAAUGGAACACAACUAGUGACACUAGAGCGGACUGUAAGUGCAAGGAACCGCUGCUGGCACCGCUAAGAUGUCGUCCCGGAGCCUGCAGUAUGUGAAUAGCCGUCUCCCAAUGCUUCAGUUAGAGGACGACGAUCUGGAGAGGAAUCCUCAGUUUAGUAAACUUUUACUAGAAUUAUGCCAGAUUCUGGAGCCAAGUGGGGCUAGUGCCAAGCUAUGCCAGGAGCUGGAGGAGGCACAACGAGAGCUACGACUGCAGAGGAAAGUUUGGUUGAGGUCUGAAGUUAUUCAUCGGCUUAUACAGGAGAUAUUAAUAGACUUGCAGGUGAAGAAGCAGGAGGGCACGAUAUCUGAUGAGGAGAAUAAGUUCCAGGAAGGCCUUCAGCAGUGUCUCUUGGUCUCAGAAUGCUCACGUCUCCUGCCUUCUGAAUCAGAGUCUGCUUCUGUACCUCUUCUUGGAUUGGAGAAGCAAGACCUGCAUGAACUUCUGCCUUCACAUAUGGAUGUUCUUUGGAUAAGAGAGAGAAUGCACAAGCAGCUGGAAGAGGCCCUACGAAAGAAAUGCUUUACUUUUUUGUCUUUUCACCAACCAGAGUCAGAUGAGGAAGGUGAAGUCCUCCGCGCAGCAAAAGCUCUUCGUCUUGCCUCAACACUAGAGGAUGAAAAAAGGAGGUUAAAAAGUGAGCAAGAAAAACAUCAGGAAAUGGGAGCCUUGCUUGAAAAGCAGCAAGAGAUGUAUCCCUCUGUGCUUUUGCGAUGCCUUUCACUUCUCCGACAGGCAGCCUCUGAUCUCCGUCUUCAGGCUCAGUCUGACAUAGACAAGAUGAAUGCCGAAUACUUAGAAGCAAAGAGUAACGCUUUGUUUUUAAAACUAAGGAUGAAAGAGCUUCAAGUUCUCACUGAGACUUACACUCCUGAGAAGGUUGAAGUUCACAAAUAUAUCAGGUCUAAUUUGGAGGCUGCUGUGAAAUCUGAGAAGGCUGAACUAUCGGCAUCUAGACAAAUCCUUGCCUCUUAUGAAUUCCUGGGUACAGAAUUUGAAGAGCUGGUCAAAGAGUAUACCCGACUAAGAGAUAAAAUUAAGGACAAUCGCUGGGCAAUUCAGGAGCUCAGCAAAACCUUACCCUGAGAGAUGAAGAAACAAAUCAGAAGGUUUUCUAGCCAUGUAACGAAGAACUUGUCUUCUCCACUGCGCUGAGCUCAGCAUCACAAGAUUGGGGAUUGUCUUCUAUUUGCUUUAUUUAUUUGUUAUUGCAGAUAUGUUACUCUUCUCUUCUUGAUCAAAACCGUUUCUUUCAUUUCCCUGUUUGUUUGUUUUUGCACAUGGUCUAUAAGUGUAUGUGAGGCUGUGGUUUGGAGCCAUUUCAGCUGUUCCAUUAGGGCCGCUGCACUUUUAAGAUUUCAUUCAAAUAUUCAGGAGCAGUUGUGAUAAAAUGAGGCAGAUGUCGUCAUCUGAAUAUACACAGUAACAAAGCUGCCACACAGAAUAGCUUUCGUUUGUUAAGGAUGGGGUUCUAAUAUUAAUUUGUCUGUGAUAUAUCAUUCCAUAAAGAAGCCACAGCUUCACUUUAGCAUUCUGUACAUACUGUACAUGGUUUUCCUAACUUUAAAUAUGUAACUUAAUGCACUGUAAAUAAAUGACUUAAAUAAAAUAAU
Molecule: messenger RNA, 1982 nt
Organism: Hyla sarda
Lineage: Eukaryota; Metazoa; Chordata; Amphibia; Anura; Hylidae
Gene: HAUS4
Product: HAUS augmin like complex subunit 4
Exons: 9
Coding region: 397-1455 (352 amino acids)
Biological process (GO): centrosome cycle; spindle assembly
Cellular component (GO): HAUS complex
Molecular function (GO): microtubule minus-end binding
Source: RefSeq, a predicted model, not a curated record